Molecule: messenger RNA, 2190 nt
Organism: Blastomyces dermatitidis ER-3
Lineage: Eukaryota; Fungi; Ascomycota; Eurotiomycetes; Onygenales; Ajellomycetaceae
Exons: 2
Coding region: 147-500 (117 amino acids)
Source: RefSeq, a predicted model, not a curated record
CCCAGGCGUGCCGCUUCCCCGAUGCGGCCCCGAUGCUGCCCCCGAUGAUGCCCCCAAGUAAUCUCACCAGCCUCCAACCUUCCAAGCCUCCAACACCAGGCCAAAAGAAUCGACCCUUGCCUGAUCUCUGAUCUUCAGCUGAAUCGAUGCCUAGCGAAAACGGCAGCCUCAAAGGCUCAGAGACCUAUUUUCGUCGAUCCGAAUGGACACAUCCAGGAGAAAUUGUCCUGAUAACCCCAGCAAUUGUUAUGAUAUGGAUGUUACACUUGAUACACUUAUUAUUACCUCGGAAUGUGUCUGCGCUCAAGUGUGCAUAUCUCGGCCGGAUUUUUCCAACUAGUCCCAUAGCUAGCGCAAGGAAUCGGCAGCUCAACAGGCCAGUCAAUGGAGGGGUAAACUCAAGUUUCUCCACGGCCAAAAAAAAAUGCCACAAGACCAAGACUGCGCAUUCCGAAGCUGUAUUUAGAAUUUUACUAAAAACACCUUCUCUGCCCCAAUAGCAAUGGAUGGUCGAUGAAAAUUAAUCCAAGCACGGGGGUGAGCCUGUGUCCAGCUGUUUCUAUCGCCCGAAUCUCCCCCAAUGGAGUCAAGAAAAGCCGAAAGCAAAAAGAAAAUCCAGGAAUCAGAGAAGACCACAUUUUCUCCUCUCCCUCCUCGUUAACUUAAAUCAUCUCCUGCGUUCAUAGGUGGCUGAAUUUCCACCCCACCUUCACAUCCCAGCUCCCAGCCGACACCCUGAAACAAGCCACACAUAUCUCAAUCACAUCAUGCUGCUCAUCCGGUUGGUUCCGCAAUUCAGAUCCUGUCUUCAAGUUAUCGGUGUGGAGAGCUAAUAAUGGGGCCCUUCGACCCUCUCUCUGCCGGAUAUCCUUAAAUACCUAUGUCAGCAUCCAGCACAUCAAGGGCCAAAAGCCUCACGCCAAUCCACAAUUCAGAGUUAUUCGUCCUGCGUGCGACAUACUCCUAAGUCAACAUGUCUUGUAUAGGACAGUGCACGAGAGAAUCAAUCGUCAUUGAUGACCUCAUUAUUCCUCAUCCUCACCGCUGGCAAAGUAAGUGUCAGAAAGGCUCCAUACCAGGAUGUAAAGAGAGAUUAUUCAAAACAUUUUGAUAAAAAAGAAUGGGGAUCAAAAUAUCAAAUACCUACAACGCCCCCCACCCCGCUUGCUAAGUAGAUCUACUGCUCUCUCUUUGACUGCAGAAGUUAUCUACAUAGUAGUGGGGGCUAUUACCUGGCCAUCUUCUGGGUUUUUUAGAUACCAUAAAGUAACCUCACUAUUUUGUAUCCUCGCCCCGGGAAAUGUGCUCUUUUAGCUGAUUGUGAUAUUUCAAGUGCUAUUCCUACUUCCUCCUGGAAAGUGAGAAAGUCGUCCUCCCUCUCGCUUUUAGCCAAUAGAAGAGUUGUUUUUUUUACCAUACCACACUUCUCCUCACUUACCCGCCUAGUAGGGUUGGGUUACGCAGCGGUUGUAGAAUUUGAAGUGUCGCUAUGAAAGGUCUACUACAAUCUGCUCAACUAAAGCCUUGGCUUCUAAUUUCAAAGCCCCUCAUGAUCCUGUAAUUCGCAGAAAUUGGAUGUAUGUAGUAUUCUGUGAGAGACCCAGAGCCUUAUCCCUACCUCCUUAGCUGUCGCUUCUCGUACGAAACCUUAUCUAAACAAAUUCCAAACCCCAUUUCCUUAGCUUUUUCCCAUAAUACCAUAUUUGGCUGAGGGGUCAUGAUGCUCACUCCGCAGAUAUAUGCCCAGACUUAGCACAAGUAGGGCAGCAACUAGUUGAUCCAUUGACACUAUGAACUAUAUCGCCCAUGAUCGCAGAAGGCACAGUGAGCUUCUCAGGAGUAAAAUGAGCUACUGAUGUCCACUUUUCUGACUUAUCCUGAUGCUGUUAUUUUCUUGACAAUUGUUAGUUAGUGGAUGGUUGUCCAUAUCUCGAGUCCUUACAAAGCCCGAAUAACAUGAUGUUGUGGAAAGCGGAGAAUAGAAACCCUUGAGUCGUGUCCCAAAGGAAGAGGCUCUGAAAUGUUCAAUUGAUAUGAUUUCCCCCUUGAUUGAGCAGGACAAGUGUUCAUGUUUGGUGAGUGCCUGUGGCGUGGAUCGAUGUCCUAAAAAUAGAGCCAUGUAGUGCCAAGACCCUAAUUAAGCUUAAAGUAACUUUCCCACACUUUUCGCAUCUGAACCUUAGAAAGCUC